CCACCACAAAACACACAAGCUGAACUCAGAUCCCACUUUGAUAAAAGUGAAAGCGGUUUGGUCUAAACCAACGCUGACCGUUCAAACUAAAUCCAACGGCUCACAUCACGCGUGUCUACUUAUGUCACAUUGAAUCUGUGUGACACGCACGCACUCACACUCCCUCCCUCUCUUUCUCUCUCUUCUCUGCAAUUCCCGCCGGUGCUCAAACCCUAACACCGUCGUUUCGUCCCCGUCCACCACCGUUUGAGGGGGAAUUUGAUUUUCUCCGAUCAUUCUUCCCUGAAAUUGGAAGAUUCGUGAAUCAAUUUCUCGUCAGCUUCUGGUAAUUUAUGGUUAAAAACAUUAAGCUCAUGGUCAGUACAUUCUCCAAUGACUUAAGCACACAAUAACAUAGCAGUAGAAAUUGUUUCAAAUGGAUGUUCAAGUGAUAAAUGUGGAAGAAGGGAACGGUCAUCAAGCUAAGGCUGAUGAUGGAGAUGCAGAACCAAGUGACGGGGAAAUUAAUAAUGCUGAAAACUCUGGAUCUGGAUCUCAGGUUGAGGAUGGAAUUUCUGAGCCGUUUGUGGGUAUGGAAUUUGAUUCUGAAGUUGUUGCUAAGACUUUCUAUGAAGAGUAUGCUAGACGCAUGGGUUUCUGCUCUAAGAUUGGCCCAUGUAAUCGCUCUAGAACUGAUGGGUCAAAUAUGUAUCGGGAGUUUGUGUGUAACAGGGAAGGUUUGAAAAAAAGAAAUAAUGACAGUUGUGAUGCCAUGAUUAGGAUUGAGCUAAAGAGUCAAAAUAAAUGGGUUGUAACAAAAUUUGUGAAGGAGCAUAGUCAUUCCGUGGUGAGCUCCAGUAAGGCACUCAACCGUCAGCCUCGUAAGCAUUUUUCUAGUGUUGGUAGGACAAUGCCUGAAACUUACCAAGGAGUGGGACUUGUUCCAAGUGGUGUUAUGUAUGUGUCUAUGGAUGGGAAUCGCAUUUCGAACCAGAAUACUCGUGGGAUGCUGAAUACUCAUGCUGCUGCCGCUGCUGAACCCAGUCACCCAAUUAAAAAUUCCACAUCAAUGAAUUAUACAGUUAGGCCACCUUUUCAAAACAGGACACUCGGGAGGGAUGCUCAUAAUCUACUGGAGUAUUUUAAGAAAAUGCAGGCGGAGAACCCUGGUUUCUUCUAUGCUAUACAACUUGAUGAAGAGAAUCGUAUGUCUAAUGUCUUUUGGGCAGAUGCAAGAUCAAGGACAGCUUAUAGUCAUUUUGGUGAUGCAGUCCAUCUGGACACAAUGUACAGAGUAAAUCAAUACAGAGUGCCAUUUGCUCCUUUUACUGGAAUAAACCAUCAUGGCCAAAUGGUCUUGUUUGGUUGUGCACUUCUCUUGGAUGAUUCCGAGGCAUCUUUUUUGUGGCUCUUUAAGACAUUUCUUACAGCAAUGAAUGAUCGUCAACCUGUCUCUAUAAUUACUGGUCAAGACAAGGCCAUUCAGGCAGCAGUUUCACAAGUUUUCCCUCAAGCUCGACACUGCAUUAACAAGUGGGAUGUCUUGAGAGAAGGCCAAGAAAAGUUGGGCCAUGUAUGUCUUGCGCAUCCGAACUUUCAGGCUGAACUUUAUAACUGUAUUAACCUGACAGAAACCAUUGAAGAGUUUGAGUCAUCUUGGAAUUCUAUCCUUGAUAAAUAUGACCUCAGGAGAAAUGAUUGGCUUCAGUCACUGUAUACUGCUCGUGCGCAAUGGGUUCCGUCAUACUUCCGUGAUUCAUUUUUUGCUAGAGUAUCUCCUAAUCAAGGACUUGAUGUAUCUUUUUUUGAUGGUUAUGUCAACCAACAGACGACAUUGCCAUUGUUCUUUAGGCAGUAUGAAAGAGCUUUGGAGAGCUGGAUUGAAAAGGAGAUAGAAGCAGAUUUUGAGACGAUUUGCACAACACCAGUUUUGAAGACACCUUCACCUAUGGAGAAACAGGCUGCCAACCUUUAUACAAGAAAAAUAUUUUCAAAAUUUCAGGAGGAACUAGUUGAAACUUUUGUUUAUACUGCAAAUAUAAUUGAAGGAGAUGGGGAAAAUAGCACUUUCAGGGUUGCAAAAUUUGAGGAUGACCAAAAGUCAUAUAGUGUCACAUUAAACCAUUCUGAGUUGAGAGCUAACUGUAGUUGCCAAAUGUUUGAGUAUUCAGGCAUUCUUUGCAGGCAUGUCUUAACUGUUUUCACCGUAACAAAUGUACUUACAUUACCAUCCCAUUACAUCUUAAAACGUUGGACAAGAAAUGCAAAAAGUAGUGCCGGAUCAGAUGAGCGUGCUGGGGAAUCACAUGAACAAGAGUCUCUGUCAUCGAGGUAUAAUAGUUUAUGUCGGGAAGCCAUCAGAUAUGCUGAGGAAGGGGCAGUAACUGUGGAAACUUAUAAUGCUGCAAUUAGUUGUCUUAGAGACAGUGGAAAGAAGGUUACUGCUAUGAAAAGAAGUGUUGCCAAAGUUUCACCUAAUAAUCAGGUCAGUUGGGCUGCUUAUGAUGACAAGAAAUCAACUUCGGAUACAACUCCUCUGUUGUGGCCCCGGCAAGAUGAAGUAACAAGAAGGUUUAAUCUUAAUGAUGCUGGCGGUCCUGCUCAAUCAGUUGCUGAUCUAAAUUUGCCACGAAUGGCCCCGGUGUCCGUUCACCGAGAUGAUGGUCCAUCUGGAAACACGGUGGUUCUUCCAUGCCUAAAAUCAAUGACAUGGGUAAUGGAGAACAAAAACGCAAGUCCAGAAAAAAGAGUAGCUGUUAUAAAUCUGAAGUUGCAAGAUUAUAGCAGAACUCCGUCAACUGAAUCUGAGGUUAAAUUUCAGCUUUCCAGAGUUUCUUUGGAACCAAUGUUGAAGUCUAUGGCUUACAUCAGUGAACAGCUCUCAAUACCAGCUAAUAAGGUUGCUGUAAUAAAUCUCAAGCUUGAAGAUACUGAGAGAACUUCUGGCGAGUCUGAAGUAAAGUUUCAGGUGUCAAGGGAUACAUUGGGUGCUAUGCUGCGAUCAAUGGCCUACAUUCGUGAGCAACUAUCUUCUAUGGCCUACAUCCGUGAGCAACUAUCUACUGCUGGCAAUUCACAGUCAGAACCUCAAUUGAAAAAGCAAAGGAAGUAAAGCGGCAAAUGUUCAUUUCAUUCCCAGGUGGAUGUGGCUGCAUAUCUUAUUGAUCGAAGUGUGAUGACUACUCAACACAAAAGUGGCUUAGAAAUUGUAGUAUUUGUUUUAGGGUGGGGGGUUAGCUUCUAUUUCAAAGGCUGUUAUGUAACUUGUACAUGUAUUAUAUAUAUCCCAGGCAGCAGCUUCGUUUUAUACGAAGCCGAUCGACUCCCCUUAAUCCUACAAAAGCAUAGGAAUUGGUUAAGAACUUGGCCCAAAGAAAGGAGAAUAGGGUCUAUGAAUAGGGAAUAAGAAUGAAAUUUCUAGUAAAAAAAGUCAUAAACAUGAUACAUUGGCUGGGAGUUAAUUUUCAGUGCAAACAAUCAACGUUCAAAUAUGAUCGCAUAACAAACUGAUGAAACUUCUGAUUUAGGACU
Lotus japonicus is the source of this 3510-nucleotide messenger RNA. Its product is annotated as protein FAR1-RELATED SEQUENCE 3. NCBI's taxonomy places the organism in Eukaryota, Viridiplantae, Streptophyta, Magnoliopsida, Fabales, Fabaceae. The record is from RefSeq and is a predicted model, not a curated record. Gene Ontology annotation, molecular function: zinc ion binding. The transcript is spliced from 6 exons. The coding region runs from base 416 to 3091 and encodes 891 amino acids. Gene Ontology annotation, biological process: regulation of DNA-templated transcription.